AUGUGCACAAUUCUUCCCAAAGAAAACCUAAGAAUAGAAGGCUCUGAAGCCUCGUAUGAUUUGAACGAUAAGAUCAAUUUGAGCUGUAAAUCAGGAGACGGCAGACCCUAUCCGCGGCUCAAUUGGUUCAUCAAUGACAAUAUGGCCUCUCCACACCAAGUGAUCGACUAUCCGAUUCAGACCAAUGCCGAUGGCCUACAGAGCAGUAAACAGGGACUCAUACUUUACGCCACACCUAAUUAUUUCAGAAGAGGUUUAUUGAAUCUGAAGUGUACGGCAAUCCUAACCCUCGUCUACGAGUUUGAAGCCGUCGAGUAUGUGAUCGCCGGCUCUCAGAGAAAUAAAUCACAUAGAAGUUCGUACUCUUGGAGAAAAGACUGGUCUUUGCAGCCAAACAGAGAGACUCCUAUAAUAAGAGGUGUUAAACAGUUUUAUAACGUAAACGAAGUCCUAAAUGUAAACUGCACUACGAAUGCACACGAGGCCCGACUCAAGUGGUAUGUCAUGAAUGUGGAGGUAAGGCAUCCCUUCGACUCCUCACCAGUCGAUUGA
Molecule: messenger RNA, 552 nt
Organism: Medioppia subpectinata
Lineage: Eukaryota; Metazoa; Arthropoda; Arachnida; Sarcoptiformes; Oppiidae
Source: the annotation of a GenBank genome assembly